GGUCUCCCUUACCAACGAACAAUUCAUAGUAUUCGCAAUACUACCGCGUGUCACCAUUUCAGCUCUGUCGUCCAAAGCGUUCGGUCGCAGAUAAGAUGCCGCUGCCACCGGAACUGAAGACCGCGCGGGCGGGGAUGCCGAGGACUCCCCACACCACCCCGGCGAAAGCCUCCCUGCCCGACGCCAAGGACGUGGCCGCGGCGCACGGGGGAUCCUUUCUGUCCAAGUACUUUCUGGUCAUCCUCUUUGGCUUUGCGGUCGCCAGCAUGGUUGUCAACAGCAACGUUGCCCACUCGGUCCACCAGCUGGAAGGCUCGAACGGCAACAACGCAAUGGCGAAACGCCUCAAGGACUUUCGGGUCAGCAGGUCGGAGAAGGCAUUUCUCAAGCGGAUGGAGAUGGAGGAGAAAUUUGCGGAGCCGACCUCCCCGGGGUCAAACGUAGGCGGGGCAGGUGAGAAUCAGAACGAUGGUGAGGGAGGAAACGAGGACAACAACGCCAGCAACGAUCACGAAAACAAAGAAAAUAACGACGACGACGGGCAAACCUCGAACCCGAACAAAGAAGAGGAGCAAACCUCAAACCCAAAAAAAGAAGAGGAGCAAACCUCAAACCCGAACAAAGAAGAGGAGCAAACCGCAAACCCAAACAAAGAAGAGGAGCAAACCGCAAACCCAGACAAGGCUACCAAAAAACCAAAUGUAGACGCAGACGCAGAUGCAAAAGAAACAACGGACGGUUAUAGCGAGCAGCACAAAAUUGCCAACCUGAACUGCGGGGCCUACGGGGGCCCCUCCGAUGAGGACGCCGAGGAAAUGGUCUACUGGGAAGACAUUCCGACCGAUGCCCUCCACAUGAGCCCCUUUCACGCGGAGCACCCCGAAAGGAAGCAGCAAGAGAACCAACAACCACAGCACGUCUCGCAGUUCUUGACUUUUGAGCCGGACGCGGGGGGAUGGAACAACAUUCGAAUGGCCAUGGGUACGUAGUAUAGUGCAGUGCAGUGCAGUGCAGUGCGGUGCACUACAGUGAAGCGCGGGAAGUCGCUCCACGGUGUCGAAGUGCUGGACACCAGAGGCAUUGCUGCCACAUUUUCGUCGAGUUGCUUUUAUCUCCGUUUUUUCACAGCAUGGAUGCCUGUACCGACCGCUUGUGAACCGACUAAAUCUGCUUUGUUUGUCGGUUUUGUUCUUGUUGUCUCGUGCCAAACAUCUCCUACCCGAAAAAAAAACACAACUAUCCUUCUUCAGAGACGGUAUUGGCCAUGGCCUUUGCCAUGGGACGAACCCUCGUUUUGCCACCCCACCAGGGCAUGUACCUCAUCGACAAGGGCGGAGAGCACCAAAAGAACAAGUUCAGUUUUGACCAUUUCUUCCACAUGGAAAGGAUCAGCGCCGAGCACAUCGGGCUCGAAAUUAUUAGCACCACGGAAUUCCUCGAACGGUGCAAAAAGGGAGAAAUCGUCGGCGACGACGGCAAGCCCCUCACCCCACCCGGUGGCAGGACGGACUGGGACGGGAUCCCCAACUCCGAGCAGAGACCACUCCGCGAUUGGAUGCGGGAGCAAAGCGGGGAAAACCUCUUGCACUUUGAUCCACAGAAGUGCAUCGUAGCCUUUCCGGCCACCGACACGGAGGAAGAUUCGAACGAGCUGGAAUUGCUGCCGGACAAGAUCGCCGAGUCGGAUGGGGGCUUCCCGAACUACGAAAAGUACAUCGGGAAGCCCAACCCCGUCGAUGCCCCCGCACUGGAACGCCUGAAGGAAAUGAGCGCCGACCGGAAGGCCCUCUGCCUCUACACUCCGGAGCUCCAAAAGAAGCGCUGGCUCCACUUUCCCGUGGGCAUGAAAACGAACUACGGGGACGAGUCCCGCCUCUUGGUCCACUUUUACGCCUUUUUGUUCUUCCAGGACUGGAAACAGGACCUUUGGAUGAAGCGUUUUGUACGGGACCACGUACGAUACAUCGACGAGAUCCAGUGCGCCGCCGCCCGCGUCGUAACGAAGCUCCGGGAGCGGAUCGCGGCCCGGACGGGGCAGACCGACAAACACUCGACGCGUUUCGACACGAUCCACGUCCGGCGCGGGGACUUCCAGUUCAAGGACACACGGAUCAGCGCCAAGAAGAUCCUGAUCCAGCUUAAGCGGGUUCUGGAUCAGAACACGACGCUGUACAUUGCGACCGACGAGCGGGACAAGGCCUUUUUCCAGCCGAUCGUCGAGUACUUUGCGGAUGUGGCCUUUUUGGACGAUUUUGUCGCUUCGGAGCUGAAGCAAGUCAACAGUACGUAUUGGUAUCGCGAGCAAUAGUAUAGUGUAGUUUUUGGUUUGGUGUUCUCCUUCUUGCUGUCCAUUCGGACUAGAGAGUGCUCUCCCCCUUAUCACCAAACCUCUCAUUCAUUCCAUUCCUUCUCAAUUUUGUUCCUUCCGUUUCGAUCCUCGCAUCCAAUCAAAACACAGCAAACUAUUUCGGCAUGAUCGACCAGCUGGUGGCGAGCCGCGGGGAGGUCUUCUUUGGCUGCUGGUUCAGCACCUUUACGGGGUACAUCAACCGGUUGCGGGGGUACCACGCCGACGACCACGGGAUGCCCGGCUACGAAAUGGGGAUCGUGAACUCGUAUUACUAUGCGAUGCCGGAUCGGUUCGACCACAUGCGAGAGUUCUGGCCGAUCAAGCAGCAAUUUUACGCACGGGAAUUCCCGGCGAGCUGGAGGCUGAUAGACGCCUCUGUAGGAACAACGUGAACACCACGGAAUUGAAAUUGAACACAAUUCAUGCUUUGAGUGAUUAUGUACCGUAGU
This is a messenger RNA of Pseudo-nitzschia multistriata, 2799 nucleotides long. NCBI's taxonomy places the organism in Eukaryota, Bacillariophyta, Bacillariophyceae, Bacillariales, Bacillariaceae. The record is from the annotation of a GenBank genome assembly.